Messenger RNA from Monascus purpureus, 1323 nucleotides. Lineage: Eukaryota; Fungi; Ascomycota; Eurotiomycetes; Eurotiales; Aspergillaceae. The record is from the annotation of a GenBank genome assembly.
AUGCCUCCCCUCAACGGAGAAGAAGGAGAUUUUAUCUCUGCCCUCAACAUGGAAGUACAACCUCAACCUGAACCUCCAUCUGCAAUCCCCAGCCCAAUUACGCCCGAUCUCAACCCGGACACCCCGAAAACCCUCGUCGCGCGCGCCCCCACAAAAACCUACAACCCCGGCGAAGGCUCGAUAAACCCCGAAUCAAUCCACAAUGGCGGCCUGAUGGCGCUCUUUGCACUUCUCGGCGCAGCCUUCGUCAUCGCAUCGAUCUGGUUCUUUUUUUGGGCCAGGAAUGGCGGGUUCGUCUGGCGCAAGGGUGAUUGGGAGGAAUACAAGUCUACCGUUCUGCGACGGAAGGGGCCAGACGGACGGACUUUAAGUAAUGCGACGAAAUCGACGGAUCUAGGCGGGGGGUCUAUUGUUGAUCGGCGGUUUCGGGAUGAUUUUCCGGAUCAUGAUGGGGAAAGUCUGGGGUAUAGCUAUACCUACACUUAUACGGAUGAGACGGGGACUGUGGGGAACGAUCACGAGCAUGAGAAACGGUCGCAGGCCGCUGGUACAGAGGGGAAAGGGUGGAAGCAGAGACUGCGUGAGACGGCCAGACAGAAGUUCAUGAGGAGGCGGAAUCGGGAUGAGGAGGAGCAUCAGCCGUGGGGGGAGAAGGAUGUUGUUGAUGAGGAUGUUAGGGCUUAUCGGAAUGAGAAGCCUGCUCAGGUUGGUGGGAUGAAUAGGCAGUUUGAGGGGACGUAUCAUGGGAGUGAUUAUGAUUCGAGUUAUUUCAGCCAGAGUCAGACUCAGAGUGAGAUGACGGAACGUCGGGACUAUGCAUAUCCCGCUGGUCAGACUGCUCGUUCGCAGAGUCAUCGCAGCCAUGGUCAUUCUCAGUCUCAGAGGAGGGAUUUCUCCUUCGCGCCUGAAAGUGAGGAUAUCGCUAGUCAGAUCCCAUCGGAGACACAGAGAUUGCACGAGCAUGAUCACGAACACCCUUCAUCUCCACCGUGGAGGAAUAACCGUCGUCGCGAAAGAGAGCGCAGAAGAGAAAUGGCCCGUGAGAGAGCUAUGCAACGAGAACGAGAUCGUGAAAGAGAAAGAGAACACGACCGCGAACCCAGUCCUCGCAAGCGCGAUCGCAGAUCCGUCCCGGGCCAUUAUUCGGAGCCGUUAGACUUUUCCUCGACUCAAUCCCGAUCCGAGUAUCAGUAUUCCAGCGUCGACAUGGAUGAUGGCACGGGGACGAAGAGCUACCAUCACCCUAUUCCGGGCUUGACCAAGGGGUAUCGGCGUGAUGGUGGUGGGAGGAGGCGGAGGGACAGUUUGGAUGAUAGUGAUUGA